CUCUUUCCAAGUCGUUCUAGUCAUUUUCAGAACUCUUUCUUUUGUCAUAAUGAACUAUGGGAAUAUCUCGUCAACUGACCAAAGUUUUCAGGCUGGCUAUGACACAAUCAAUUCAGCAAAUUAUUUUUCAAUCCCUGUAACUGAUGAAACUAAGUUGUUCAGCUCCAGUAAUGUCAGUGUGCCAGGACGCUGGGUAUUUCGUGUUGAUGGUGGACCUGAGGAGGGAAUAUUCUACCCAUAUGGAGGUGUCGAGGAUAAGAUGAGCCCGCAGUCGGAUGAUGGAAGCUCUCCACUGAUUCCUCUGCUGCAGCCAUUUGUGUACUUUGGCCGUGUAUAUGACAAAAUAUUUGUAAAUAAUAAUGGAGACCUGACCUUUGAUAAACCGUUUUACCAGUGGUAUCCCCAUUAUUUUCCUGCAUACUCAUCCAUAGACAUCAUUGCUCCACUGUGGAGAGACAUUGAUAAUACUGAGAAAGGAACCAUUUCUUACCGACAAGUAACAACAGAUGCCAAUCUCUUGAAUCGGGCUUCAAGAGAUAUAAACAAAUAUUUUCCCAACUUGAACUUUUCUGCCUCUUGGGUUUUUAUUGCUACAUGGGAUAAAGUACCAUACUUUGGAACCAGAGAGUCAGAAUCGACCUUUCAAGUGGUUUUGAUGUCUGGCAAAAAUCUCUCAUUUACACUCAUGCAUUAUGAUUACAUCACUUCCACCCAAAGCGUUGAGUCUGGCUUUGACGCGAUUAACUCUACUAAUUUCUUUUCAAUUCCUUUUACUGACGUUGCAAAUCUGUCAUACACAAGCAAUGUCAACGUUAUGAGUAGAUGGGUAUUUCGUGUUGACAAUUCAUCAGAAAACAAUGGAUUCUGUAGCAAAACUAAUCCCCAAGCUUCCUCAGAUGAUGAUUCUAGUGCUGUGAUAUGUGGACAAAGCCCAGUUACCAGCAGCAGCAGGAUAGUAGGAGGUCAGAAUGCUUCAGCUGGUCGCUGGCCCUGGCAAGCUAGUGUUCUUCGGUUGAGCAGGCACAUCUGUGGAGGUUCUCUCAUCAACAAAGAGUGGGUGCUGUCUGCUGCACACUGUGUUCAUGGGUAUCCCGUCUCUUAUUUCAGAGUAGUUUUGGGGCAACAGGUCCAAGGUGGCUUCAACCCUAAUCAAGUGUUAAGAUCUUUAAAAGUCAUCAUCAAGCAUCCCAAUUACAACCGUUUUACUAAUGACAAUGAUAUCACUCUUCUCAAACUGAUAUCACCCAUCACCUUCACUGACUACAUCAGACCCGUGUGUCUAGCAGCUUAUAACAGUGUGUUUCACAGCGGCACAGACAGCUGGAUCACUGGAUGGGGAAACAUUAGUGAAGGAGUGGCCCUUCCAUCCCCUAAAGUUCUACAGGAAGUGGAGGUUCCUGUUAUUGGUAACAGACAGUGCAACUGUCUCUAUGGAGUUGGAAAUAUAACAGACAACAUGAUCUGUGCUGGUCUACUGGAAGGAGGCAAGGACUCAUGUCAGGGAGAUUCAGGAGGACCGAUGGUGAGCAGACAGAGCUCUGUAUGGGUUCAGUCAGGUAUCAUUAGCUUUGGCACUGGCUGUGCUCGACCUGAAACUCCCAGAGUGUUCGCCAGAGUAUCACGCUAUCAAGAAUGGAUCAGUUCCUUUGUGUGCAGUGAUCCUCCAGGUUUUGUGCAGUUUACGUCCACUGGAUAUGAUCCUGACUACAGUUACAGCUGUCCUGGUCUUCCUCCUCCUCCUCCUCUUCCUACUUCCUCAUCCACAGAUACUUCUACAAAAUAUUCUCCAAAAUAUCUGUUCUGUUUGCUGUUGCUUCUACCAAUACUUGCCGUAAUUUUUUAUGCAGUGAAACACCGUUCGGGGUCAAUAAGAUGUUUGAAAGAUAUUUAUACUGCUAGUCAGCAAAGAUGCAUUAAUUUGACCAGAGGUGGCAGUAAAGACAUUUACAGUGAUACAAAAGUUUUAUAUACCAAAUAAAUGGUGUUCUUUUGGAAAUAUUUAAAGAAUCCUGAAAAAAAAAAAGUAUCACAGUUGAACGUUAAAAUAUGAAGCAGAACAACUUUUUUUUUUUUUUGGCAAUAAGAAAUGUUUCCUUUAUAGUAAAUCAGCAUAUUAGAAUGAUUUCUGAAGGAUCAUGUGACACUGAAGACUGGAAAAAGAGUUUUGAUCUUAUAAUAUUUAGUUAUUUUCUUGAUAUCUCGUACACAAUUUUAAUUCUUCAUUAACUUUUAAAUAGCUUUAAAUAACAGUUCAUUUAUUCAAUAUCCUGGACCCUAUCAGUACAUAUUAGGGAAUGAUAAUUUGUUAUUUACUCUUUACUUCUAAUUACCUUACCAACAUAUGUGAAAUAUUUUUGUGACUUGAGAAAACAUGUAUAUGUUUUUCACAAAUGAUGUUCAUUUUACUGAAUAUUGGGAAACAAGGUAUCACUUUCUGUUCUAUUUCCUAUUCUACUGAUGUUUUAUACUGUAUAUUUUUACACUAGAUGUGUAUCUUUACAAAUCUAAUUUCACUUGGAGGUUAUAAUCAUUUAAUUUGAUUAAGUGUUUGCUUAUUAAGUGAUGUACUAUUAAACUGUUUUUUGGGGUGUGCUGACUAAUAGACUAUUGUUGCAUUAUAGCACAAAAUUACAUUUUUAUCUUUUGAGUGUAUCCUUUUCACUGGAUGUAAUUAUUAAAUACUUGUAAUACA
Molecule: messenger RNA, 2692 nt
Organism: Labeo rohita (rohu)
Lineage: Eukaryota; Metazoa; Chordata; Actinopteri; Cypriniformes; Cyprinidae
Product: transmembrane protease serine 7-like
Exons: 11
Coding region: 50-1978 (642 amino acids)
Biological process (GO): proteolysis; cell-matrix adhesion
Molecular function (GO): serine-type endopeptidase activity
Source: RefSeq, a predicted model, not a curated record